AUGCCUGGCAUCCGCAGAGGCCUCUCACGAGUAAAGCCUUGCCUUGCUACCCUUGUCGGUCGUGAAGCUCGAGGAGCCCCUAGAUUGGAAUUGACCGGGCGGGCGACACCUUUAAAAGUUGGUAGUUAUGCAAAAGGAUCCACUGUUUGGGGAGAUGCUUGCCCUGAAGGCAUAACCAAUUUCUUUUGGCUGCAUUGUGAAAGCCUCGUGGGCAUGCUCCAAAUCAACCUUGACAUUCUGUAUCACUGGGGACCUUUUGUGGUCACUGGUGAUAAACUCUGCCUGGUCGCGAAAUUAGAUAUUCUGUUCCGUAUGAAACUGCGAGGAGUAAAGAAAGUAAUAGAGUGUUUUGAAAGUAUCAACCACCUCGAUCUCUCCUGUAACACAAAACUUCCUUUGAAUCGACAAAUGGAAAUUGUUUCCGCGAGGAACGUGGUUAUCCAUGAAACCUAUUCUAGUGCUCAGGCUCGGGUUCAGCCACGCUUUUUUUUUGCCUUUCCUCUUAUUCCAAGCGCGCUAGCUUUUCUAGAGGACCCACUGUGGUGGAUCAUAGAAGCUGAUGGCCGCGUGCAGAGGCCUGGGCCCCUGGCAGAAACUAGCUCAGCCAGUGAGCUUGAUGCCAUACCGGGACCAUGA
Molecule: messenger RNA, 636 nt
Organism: Histoplasma capsulatum G186AR
Lineage: Eukaryota; Fungi; Ascomycota; Eurotiomycetes; Onygenales; Ajellomycetaceae
Exons: 5
Coding region: 1-636 (211 amino acids)
Source: RefSeq, a predicted model, not a curated record